AUGGAUUCGGUGCGUGCCAAGCAUGCGGCAGAGCUAGAGGCCAAGCGAAAGAAGCUAGAGGAGAUUCGUAAGAGGAAAGCUGCAGUAAGAGCUGCAGAGGAACUAUCUUCUGCUUCUGAGAGUGUCAACCAAGCUAUUGGACAACAGGAGAACAAAUUUGACGAUUUUAUCCAGAAUAUUUUGAAAACAUCUGGGGAAAACGACGAGAUAUCCAAGAACGAUGAGGGAAAAGAAGUUGACAACAAAGGGAAAAGUCAGACUUUGAUCAACACUCUGUCCCUAGCAGAGAAAUUAUCAUCGCUAUCUACUGUGAACAAUGUGGCCGAGAUGCACAUCCAGCCGACGUUUGUGGAGACGUAUACAAAGCAUACAGAGACAGAUAUUACGUUGGAGCAUGAGAUUAUUGUCAAGGCUGACGUUGUGUCUGAUAUGAUGGACGUGGACAACACGGAUGACGAUUCUCAUAAACCGAUAGGAACUAUGGACGACUCGACGCUCGACACAUCGUCUCUACGCACUACUAACCAAUUGCCAGUAGACACUUUGCAAAUGGCUACCAUAGAUAGCUCUACGAUGAUUUUAUCAGCUGAGGAUAGGACUGCUUUGUUACAGUCGGAUGCUAUGGAGACGUUCCUGAACAAGGCAUCGCGGGUUAUUGAACGAGCUUUAAGCACGUCGAGCAAAUUUGAUAUUAUGAUUGACUAUGGGGAAGAUGUGGAGCAGGAUGCAGCUGCAGAAGAGGCCAUUGAGUCACUCAAGCAGCAACAUGUCUUUGUGGACGACAAAUGGUCUAACCACAGAGCAGUAACUGAUGUAGAUGUGUCGCCCUUUUACCCAGAACUGACACUCGUGGCUUAUACAGCCCGCAAUUUUUUGGAGGAAAAAGCUGUGGACGACGGCUUGUUGUCUCAGUGGGACACGAUGGGCAAAUCUCCAAAGGUAGCGUUGAUGGAAGUAGCGGCUAUUACGGAAGGUGUGGUGCUCUUAUGGUCCACAGCAUUGCCAGGGCGACCAGAGUACCGGUUCACAUGCCAUUCACAGGUAACCAGCGCGUGCUUUAAUCCAUUUGAUCGGCAUGUUAUCAUUGGAGGCACGUAUUCGGGUCAGAUUGUGGUAUGGGACACACGCGCCAAAAGUGCACCGGUUCAGAAGACUGCUUUGUCGGCGUUCAGUCAUACCCACCCAAUCUACGCCAUGGCUGUUGCAGGAACGAAGACCUCGUAUACUCUGAUAUCUGCAAGCACUGACGGUCGCGUAUGCAUAUGGGAUAUUGAUCAUUUGCAAAAGCCGAUCGAUAUGCUGGAUCUACGCAUUUCGCUCUCUAUUGUGUCCAACUACACGUCUGCAAAUGCUUCCGACAAGAAAACGGAAGCUUCCGUGACUUCUUUUGCAGUGUUGGGCAAGGAGAUCAAGGAGUUGUAUAUAGGGACGGAGGCAGGCAAACUGUACUCGACAAAAGUUGACCAGCAGAAAAAGAAGCCUGGAGCUGGUGACGACAGCGGCAGUAUGGAUACUGACAAGCGAAACCGAGGCAGUCUUCUUGGAAGUAGCACCGGAGACCUCGUUCGCGAGGUUAUCGUUGAGGCAGUCUCAAAGGAAGGUUCUCAUUUUGGGCCCGUUACAGCAAUGCACUUUAAUCCACUGUUACCAAUGCACCGUGAUAGUCUCUUGCUUACCUGCUCACUGGACUCAACGGUCAAGUUGUGGAGUAGUGAGCAUCCUGAGUCCCCAAUGCUUUCGUUUGAGCCUUCCAGCGAAUACAUUAGUGAUGUACGAUGGUCGCCGGUCCACCCUGCGCUGUUCGCAGUUGCUGAUAGUAGUGGUGCUUUGAGCAUUUGGAAUAUUCUGAAAGACACUGAGGUGUCUGUAGUCUCAGAGAAGAUUAGUGAGAAGUCGCUAAACAAGAUUCGAUGGAGCGCUGACGGCAAGAGCGUGAUUACUGGUGACGCCAACGGCGUUUCGUACAUUUAUGGGGUGCCCUCAGAUAUCGCACUUCCUCAGCACGAUGACCAGUCUCUUUUGGAGCGUAAGGUAGCAACCUACAUUGCGACGGCGGCACUGUCAAAGCCAUAA
Peronospora belbahrii is the source of this 2073-nucleotide messenger RNA. Lineage: Eukaryota; Oomycota; Peronosporomycetes; Peronosporales; Peronosporaceae. The record is from the annotation of a GenBank genome assembly.